AUGUCGGACGACGAAAUUGAUAUCGGCGGGGCGCUUUUCGAAGAGCCAGAAGGUUUCUUGCCGCCGCCACCCGAGUCGCAUUUUGUCGACUACGAAAGGGUCAAGGGCAAAGAAAACCCGAGCAAAAUCACCUUGAAGCUCGUUGGAAAAUCUCCAUUGUGGGGCCAUUUGCUUUGGAACGCCGGCAAGUACACGGCAAACUUCCUCGACGAGCAUGCUCUGGCCUUGGUGCAAGGGAAAAAAGUUUUGGAGCUCGGAGCAGCGGCCGGCUUGCCAUCUCUUGUGUGUGCCAUCAAUGGCGCCGAUACGGUGAUUUGCACAGACUACCCGGACCCGGACUUGCUAUCACACAUCCAAUACAAUGUGGACCACUGCGAGGGGAUCCCACAGGACACAAAAGUGAAGGUGCAAGGGUUUAUCUGGGGCCAGGAUGUGCGUUCGUUGUGCUACGAUGAAGCAGACGCGGAAACGCUUCCGGAAACAGUUGACGAAAAGGACAAGUUCGAUUUGGUGAUCUUGUCGGAUCUCGUGUUCAACCACACGGAGCAUGGGAAGUUGUUGAGCACGUGCAGACAGUCGAUGAAGAAGAACGGUGUGGCUCUUGUGGUUUUCAGCCCACACAGACCGUGGCUUUUGGAGCAAGAUUUGAACUUCUUCACCACGUGCGAAGAAUACGACUUGAAGGCCGAAAAAGUGGAGAUGGUCAACUGGGCGCCAAUGUUCGAGGAGGACGAUGAGACGGUGGAGAUCCGCUCUCGUGUGUACUGUUACAAGUUGCAUCCACAAUGGUGA
This is a messenger RNA of Clavispora lusitaniae ATCC 42720, 792 nucleotides long. RefSeq names its product S-adenosylmethionine-dependent methyltransferase. Lineage: Eukaryota; Fungi; Ascomycota; Pichiomycetes; Serinales; Metschnikowiaceae. Gene Ontology annotation, molecular function: protein-lysine N-methyltransferase activity. The record is from RefSeq and is a predicted model, not a curated record.